GUGCCUCUUUCUUGUUCUAUGUACUACUACUAGUACAUUGCUGGCUAUGGAUAAUAUCUGACCUACACCUUCUAUACUAUAGGAUGUGUUCCUCUUUCUUUGCUUUGCAUUAUGUUGGAAAUACAAUCAAAACUGCUGAUGCACACCAUAUAGAGAUAUAUCCUUGGCAACAAUAUCAUGGUGAGAUGAACGGAUAUUCUCCUCGAGUUGUAUGUUGUACGAUAUAGCAAGUUGAUCAGACAAGGCAUGGAUCCACCUAUCCCAAUCGUCAUGGCGCCGGACCCCGGCAGGCGCUGACUCAUCGACUCAUCAUGCCCGAUCUAAUGGAUCCAAGACCUCAUUCUCCUCUCUUCUUUUGUCUCAGGUCUGAGAAGUAAAGCCUUCUCUCAUAUUUGUUAUUUUCGUCACUCUGCUCUUCCUUACUCACUAACCCUUUGAUCACUCAACAUCUAUUUCAAAGUCCAUCGUCUGCCCCGCCCAUUACUUCCCCGCUCCGAAUACGGGAAUAUUUGCUUGUGAAUCACGACAUUUGAUACUGCUGGGUCUGCUUUCUCUGUGAGAGCCCGCCGCCGAUAAUAUCUCCAAUAUCGAAAAUCCUCCCGCUCUAUUCAAACCGCCAACAUGAGUAGUCCAAAGCGCAGAAUCGAGACAGAUGUCAUGAAGAUGUACGAGCGACAAUCCCCCUACCCUUUCAAUUUGGCUGCCGCUUUCCUCAACCUUUUUUGA
This is a messenger RNA of Penicillium samsonianum, 726 nucleotides long. RefSeq lists its product as uncharacterized. The coding region runs from base 622 to 726 and encodes 34 amino acids. The transcript is spliced from 4 exons. Lineage: Eukaryota; Fungi; Ascomycota; Eurotiomycetes; Eurotiales; Aspergillaceae. The record is from RefSeq and is a predicted model, not a curated record.